Molecule: messenger RNA, 1938 nt
Organism: Diaporthe amygdali
Lineage: Eukaryota; Fungi; Ascomycota; Sordariomycetes; Diaporthales; Diaporthaceae
Exons: 3
Coding region: 1-1938 (645 amino acids)
Source: RefSeq, a predicted model, not a curated record
AUGAUGGUGCCAUCUCUGCCGCUGAGCAUCAUCCUCUUCACCCUGUCAAGCACAACAGCCAUUCAAGUGACACCCGGCUCAUCAUGUUCAUCUGUCUGCCUCGACUCACCAGAUGGCGACUCCAUGCGGGCAGCAGCGUCAACAACCAAUGCCUCGGACAUAGUGUGCAACGACGUUGACUAUUUCUCCUCGGCACCCGGACUGAGAUUCAAGGACUGCGUCACCUGCUUACAAACCAGCAAUGCCAUCAGCGGCGAGGAGAGUGAUGUCUCGUGGUUCCUCUACAACCUGCGGUACGCCUCGGCCGUAUGUCUCUUCGACUAUCCAGCCCACAAGAAGACGACAACAACACCAUGCGAUCUCGCCAGCGCCUGUGCUCCGCUUCAAGACUCACUCGAAUAUGGCAACCUGGACCCAGAGAACGCCACGGAGUACGGCUACUGCCAAGCCAACGACGGCGUGCUGUACGGCACCAACAUCGAUGACUGUGUGACCUGCCUCCAAUCCAGCUCCUCCACUUACCUGGCAAACUUUCUUCGUGCCCUCGGCGUUGGUUGCCAAGAACGGCCCUCCCCAGGGGCAGCCCUCAGCAUCACAGGCAACAUAUUCUCUGCCUUCCCCAUCAACACAACCAAUGCGAGCAACACCACAUCGGCCAGCGCAGCAGGUUCCGACGGAGAUGACAAGCAGGUGCUCACCACAGGCGCCAUCGCCGGCAUCGCCCUAGGGGCCACGGCGCUGUUCCUCGGCGCCAUCGCGCUGUUCGUAUUGUACUGGCUCAAGCAAAAGAAGUACGAGCGCGAGGACAACGCGCCCUCGCUACCGCCGUUCGCCUCGGCGCAGCAGUUCUACCACUGCAAGGGAGACCCGGGCAGCGGGCCGGUCUCCAUCGCCACGAGCCACAGCUACGCGCUGCCGCAGUACGCGGCGGACUACAAGCCGCAGCCGGGGGUCAGCGCGGCCUCCGUCUCCGAGACGCCGGAGCCGCUGCCGUCCGAAUACUCCAGCAACGCCGAGUACUACGACCGCCUCGAGGGCAAGACCAGGGGCCGGCCCCUGAGGGCGAUGAGCCCGCCCGUGCAGCCCGUCGACAGCCAGCAGCAGCAGCAGCAAGAACAAGAGCAGGUCGACACGAUCGGCAACCUCCCCACCACCGCGCUGCCGACGCACCCGGCCUACAUCCCGCGCACCAGCAGCAGGAACAGCAACAACCGCGGCACCCCCGAUCUGGGCGCAAGGCCCAGCCGCAACCCGACGCCCUGCUCGGUGCGGUCGAGCACGCAGUCGCCCGUCCCGCGGCCGCAACGCAGCAGCGGCGGCGCCAGCAAGAGCAGCAGCGGCAGCGCCAGGCCCGACUCGUACGCGAUCCAGGUGUACCUCAACGCAGCCGAGGACCCCAAGGUGCCCCGGCCACCGCCGGCCGCCGCGGCGUCGUCGCUGCUCCCGCUGCGCUGCGGCCCGGCCAGCAACGCCGAGAUCGCGCGCAACAUCCAGAUCGAGCUCGCCGCCGCCCACCAGGCCACGCCGCAGCCCACGCCGCCGCUCCUCUCGGCGUCGUCCAUGCCCGUGCCGUCGUCGCAGUCGCAGCAGCAGCACAGCAUCUCCAGGGCGACAUCGCCCGAUAACAAUAGCAACGACGACCACCGCGGGUCGUUGCCGCCGCCGCCGAGGAUCGGGUCGCUGAUCCUGCCGUCGGUGCCGCGGAUCCGUGUGCCGGGCAAGAAGCCGCUGCCGCGGAUCCAGGUGCAGCAGGACGGUGCUAGCAUCUCGGGCCCGCUGGUGUUCCCCGGCAGCCGGUUUUCGACGCGGGCGCCACCGCCGCCGCCGCCGCCGCCGCCGCCAGCGGGCCAGGACCGCAUCAUCGAGCAGACGGUCAACCGGGGCGGGCGGUCGUUCGAGGCGCCGAUCGGGAGCGGGAAGAGCUAUCUCUACGGAUGA